Aedes albopictus (Asian tiger mosquito) is the source of this 3115-nucleotide messenger RNA. RefSeq lists its product as uncharacterized. The transcript has 2 exons. The record is from RefSeq and is a predicted model, not a curated record. Bases 619 to 2232 code for a protein of 537 amino acids. Lineage: Eukaryota; Metazoa; Arthropoda; Insecta; Diptera; Culicidae.
CCUCUUCUCUCCUCUUCUUGGCGUAACGUCCUCACUGGGACAAAGCCUGCUUCUCAGCUUAGUGUUCUAUGAGCACUUCCACAGUUAUUAACUGAGAGCUUCCUCUGCCAAUGACCAUUUUGCAUGUGUAUAUCGCACCCUACACACCAGUCAAACGGUUUGACCAACAUUGCCACCGCCCCCAGGUUGGUCGAACCAGCGAAUGUUUAUGCAACCGUAUGACGAACUGCCAAAUCGUGUUGCACCAACAUGUCACUUUGGUUGCACCAACAUCAUCCCCCAUUUGAAAUCGCACUAUGUUUGUGCAACAACACUACACACGGUACGAUCGGUUCGUCAAACAUUGGCUCCGCCCACCGUUGGUUUGAGUAAAAUCAAACUGGUUUGAUUUUUGCCGACCAAACCGUCAACCGUCAAAUCGGUUUGACGAACUGCCAAAUCGGUUCGUCAAACAGCAUCACACACGGUCAAACACUGCACCAACUCAACCACCAACCUGGGGGCGGAGCCAAUGUUGGUCAAACCGUUUGACUGGUCUGUAGGGUGCCUAAUGAGUCAGCUGGAAACAUUUCAAAGCGACAGCAUUCGACAGCACAGUCAAAUCUGUCGUCGCAGUCUAUGAAAAUGAUGCUCCCAACUGACCGAUCACCACAGGAUGAGAUUCAGCAGCGAAGCUCCAGCGUGUUUCUCAAUAUACACACAAACGAACAAAUUCUACUCGCCAACGAUUGUACAGACCCGAUCGAAUGUAAACUUUCACCAUUCGUACACCCGAGUACACCAUCGGGUAAAUCAAAUAUCGGCAAACAGGAACAAAUGGAAAUUUCCUCGAUGACCAUGGACAAUCCACUCGAAGAUCUGCUGACAAAAAUAAGCUCAAUCAAUCCGGAUAUCGAUUUCUCUCUUCUAAAGACCAAGGCAUUCAAACGUAAUUUGGCUGAAGCAAUAGCUACCGAUCACCGAAAUAGUGUGUUCUCAUUCGAGCCUCAGUUCCUUGUCGCACCCGUGCCGCCAGAUCCAGCGCCGCCUCCCAUUCACAUCUCCGUUACUUCCAAUACCUGGACUAAGAAUUAUUUGGUCAGCAAGCAUACCAUCAUUCUCGUCAUCGGCAAAACGAUCGUUGGGAUUGAAAUGGAUACCUUCAGCCUUCAUCACCAUGUACUAACUACAAGUCGACCGACUUGUUUACAAAGCAAGCGUCUUCUACUGGUGUUGGUGGAGAAGUAUCUACACUUCGUUAGAUUGAAGAUGGAGUCGAACACGGCGAUAUUGUCUACGUUCGAAUACGAGAUGAGCGAUACCACUAAGCUGCCGAAAAUGAGUACUGAGUGGUCGACCAACGUCUAUGUGGAUUAUCUGCAGUUUCGAGCAGAGAUAGAGAAGAAACGUGUGAGUGAAGAUCAUGUACGGUAUGUUUGCCACUGCUAUUGGUGUUCCUUACGUUGUAGCAGUGAUCAGUUCGUCUGUACCAAAUCCAGUUUCGUCCAACUUGUUUACCAACAAAUAGUUGCCGUAAAUUGUGCCCAUAGUGAUUCAACAGCACGUAUACGUGAAUCGGUUAAAAAUCGCUCUAGCAACGCACUUCGAUACAAGUCUUCAUUGUCGACGGCGGUACAUUCCAGCCUUUAUUGUCACCGUUGCCGUUCCAGAUCCUCAAGUCGAAGGUUUUGGCAAAAACGGUUUCGCGAAGGUCGUAUAUCCGUAUGGUACUGUGAGACAGAUCGUGUCAGCCACUAUCGACAAAGGGAACGCAAGACGAGCUUCCGAAGCCUUUCAUUCAAGCGUAACAGUUUUCUAAGAAGUUCGACAAUCGAAUCAAAGUCGCGAAGGAUGAAUGACAGGACUAAAAACGUUUCUAAGAAGGAAGGACAUGCAGUGCAACAUUUGAUAAAAACACUGUGUACUGUCGAUCCGCGUCUACCGUUUCCAUCAGUUGUAAUGAUGGUUAGUAUGACGGAUACGUUGAUGCUUCAGAUUUUUUCGAACGUAUGUGAAGAGAUGCAAUCACUGAUGACUGUGACACCCGUUACCGUUCCAUCACUGAAUAUUCAACAAGAUGCAAGAUGUUAUAGUGACUUUCACUGUUACAACAAUCAGGAUAGUCUACUGGAUUAUAACAACUUAUCGACUCAAGUUAGUGAACCAGAUUUUGAUUGUGGAGGCCACGAGAACUGUGCUUGUUCUGGCGAUACUUGUUAUACCAUUGAAUACGCAAUAUUUAAGAUCAUUUGAAAAACCUCUAGCAUUAUAAUGACAGUAAGGAAGACAGGCCAGUAUCCAAUAGAUAAAGAAAGCAAUGAUUAUAUCAAGAAUGCCAAAUGUUGCGAGUUUGAACAAGUAGAACCGUCUUUAGGGAAUUUUGUACAAUUUGAGCAAAAAUGUCAUAGUAUCUAUGGUAAAACUGGAACCGAUGGCCAGUGUUACGGGGGGGAGAAUGUUGCUGGCAGCACUGCCCAGUAGCCGAAUGAUUCCAUCAAGAAGAGCAAAAUGUCAAGAGAAGAGAAAUGUCACAUUGAAUAGAGAAGAUUUAGGUGCAAACUCCUGCAGGUGAAAAUUAUAUAAAUUGCUACUAAAUUAUUGAAUUGUUCCUAAAUUUCUAAGUCUACUUACAGCCUAUAAUUAAAAUAGUGUAAUGUCUAAAUGAAAAAUUAUUCAAAAGUGUAAUUAUCAUAACUAUCGUCGAUCACAGUAAGUACUAUAUGAUUGAAGCAAAACAAAAGUAUAACCUUAAAUCUACUAUCACAGAUGUAUUACCACAAUGUUACGGACGAUCAUGCAACUAUUCUAAUUAGAGCUUAAACCGAAUUAUGUAAGUGUUUUCUACCUAAAUGAUUAUAAUUUCCAUAAUUAACCUAAUGAAUUAAUAAAUUCCAGCUUAAAGCUGUUUUCGCACCCAAAAUACGGAGUCUGCGAUCUGCUAAAUAGAAUUCGGCUAAAAGCCUCACGAAACCCCAUUUAUCGCCGUAACAAGUAUUAUAUCUUCUUGCCUUCCUGUCUAUCCGUAUUCUGUAUCUUCUCUGUCUUCUCUGUGUUCUCUGUCAUCUCAAUCUUCUCAGUCUUCCUGUCUUUCUGUCUUCCUGUUUUCAUGUCUUCCUGCUUUUUCGUAUUGCUAAAA